GCGAGACGAUCCAAUCGGGGCGCGGCUUCUUGAAUGGUGGGUGGCGCGCCCGGAAGCGGCUGCUCGGUGGAACUGUUGAAGGCGCCGCUCGAGCCGUAUGAGGAUGCAGCUGCCUGUACUGUUACUGCUUUCACCAUAUGGAGCCAAUGUAAUCUUUAGUUGAAACAACUUCAAGGCAACUGUGGCAAUUUUCCCAAAGCAAUUUUUGGCUACAAACAGGAAGCAGACAAAGACCAGGAAGGAUGACCUUUGAUUGACCAUCUCUGCAAGGAAGCUCAAGUUUCCCCCCCAUCUGUAACCCAUGUGCAUUCUUUUCUUUAAGUUUGACCCACGUCCUGUGUCCAAAAAUGCCUACAGGCUGAUCCUAGCAGCUAACAGAGAUGAAUAUUAUCACCGGCCCGCCAAGUUGGCCGAUUUUUGGGACAAUAGCAACGAGAUCCUCAGUGGCUUGGAUAUGGAAGAAGGGAAAGAAGGUGGGUCCUGGCUUGGCAUCAGCAAGAAAGGCAAGAUGGCCGCCUUGACCAAUUACAUGCAGCCUCAGAUCAACAAGCAUGCAAAAGGAAGAGGUGCCCUGGUGACCAAUUUCUUGACAUCAGAAAUGGACAGUUACUCUUAUUUGAAGAAAGUGGCCUCGGAGGGACACCUUUACAAUGGCUUUAAUUUGAUAGCAGCCGAUUUAAGCACCACUAAUGGAGAUGUAAUUUACUAUUACGGAAACAAAGGAGAUCCAGAACCUGUCUUCCUAAAUCCCGGGGUCUACGGCUUGAGCAAUUCUUUGCUGGAUACUCCCUGGAAGAAACUUCAGUAUGGAAAGCAGCUUUUUUCAGAUGUCGUCAAGCACAGCCAGAACCUCAAGAAAGAAGACUUGGUCCAGGAACUGAUUAAACUGCUGAAUAACCAGGACCCUCAGCUUCCGGACCCUGCAAUGGAGGACCAGGGAAAGGAUUACGUCCUUCCGUUCCUAAACAAGUACGCAGCUUUGUGCGUCCGAUGUCCAGAUUAUGGAACCAGAGCGAACACCAUCAUUCUCGUCGACGGGGAAGGACACGUCACCUUCACUGAACGGGCCAUGCUGAAUGCUGAUAUCACCCAGUGGAAAAACAGCACUUACCACUUUCAGCUGCAAAUAUAAUCACUGUCCUGCGGAUGAAUUGGAAAGGAGGAAGCAAAAAAGAAGAAGAAAACGAAUUGCCGGUCUGUCAAGGCAAGAACCUAGUCAGCAUUUCAAGAGAGAAAAUCCAAUUUUUACGUUGCCUAGAAUCACUGUAGUAUUCGUGGAAGGACAAGGGGAAAAAAAACCAAACACAUUUUGUGGUGCAUCUGUACAAAACCCAGAACAAAAGCAUUUGAAUCAGGAAAAGCAGACGCUUAUCUUAAAAACAAGCUCUUUUUUUGCACAAAAGGAUCUGUGCUGGUUUUGGGGAGGAAAAAAAAAAUCACGUAUAUCUCCUUGGAGCGGAAAAUCCCCCCACAAUUAUUUAACUCGCUUAAUGAAAAUCCCAAAGAACUUUGGAGAAUCAUGUAUGGUAACAUUCCUAUUUUUCCUCUUUUCCUUUGGCUGCCGAGAGCUGGAAGGCAAAAGCGACAAAAUGACAGAGUGGAAAACAAAGUCACCAUUUAGUAAUGCUGUGCUAUCUUUUAAUGUAGCAUUAGCUAUUUGUAAGCAUUUUGUGAUUAUAUAGAAUGUGGGGUGGUUGGGUUUUUGUUUUUUUUUUAACAGAGGUGCCUGUAAGAAUAAGAGGAAUUCUCUGUGCUCGCAGUGAUUGGACCGACGGAAAAAUCCUUAAAAUCAGAUCAUUGUUUCUUCCUUCUUUUCCUGGCCAUAUAACAAAAGCUGGUGUGACGAAACCAGGUUUUGUGGUUUGGCCUUGUUUUGUUCUAGGGCCUCGACUUGUCGAUCAAGAAUCACGUUUAUUCCAAAUUUCCUUGGGGUUGCUUUUAAAAAUUACUUUAAAGAUCGAGCGAUGCUCUUUCUGGAGUCUGAAGCAGGAAAAGAAGGGAGAAAUAUAUAAAAGGGGUACGGGCCCCCAGGGCUGGGCUGCUGGGGAUUCACAGGGGUUCGGGAGAACCUCUAGCUAAGAUUCUAUGCAGUUCAGAGAACCCC
This is a messenger RNA of Thamnophis elegans (Western terrestrial garter snake), 2104 nucleotides long. It is a transcript of the gene TANGO2, whose product is annotated as transport and golgi organization 2 homolog. The transcript has 10 exons. Gene Ontology annotation, biological process: Golgi organization; protein secretion. NCBI's taxonomy places the organism in Eukaryota, Metazoa, Chordata, Lepidosauria, Squamata, Natricidae. The coding region runs from base 302 to 1132 and encodes 276 amino acids. Gene Ontology annotation, cellular component: Golgi apparatus. The record is from RefSeq and is a predicted model, not a curated record.